Messenger RNA from Lotus japonicus, 1055 nucleotides. Its product is annotated as xyloglucan endotransglucosylase protein 7-like. The transcript is spliced from 3 exons. The record is from RefSeq and is a predicted model, not a curated record. The coding region runs from base 59 to 934 and encodes 291 amino acids. Gene Ontology annotation, biological process: xyloglucan metabolic process; cell wall biogenesis. NCBI's taxonomy places the organism in Eukaryota, Viridiplantae, Streptophyta, Magnoliopsida, Fabales, Fabaceae. Gene Ontology annotation, molecular function: xyloglucan:xyloglucosyl transferase activity; hydrolase activity, hydrolyzing O-glycosyl compounds. Gene Ontology annotation, cellular component: apoplast; cell wall.
AACCUCCUUCCUCUCUUUUAUGUGUAUCCUCCACACUCACCAUUAACAUAAAAACAACAUGCCCUCCUCUUGCUCUAAAACUCACAUAUCCCUUCUGGUAAUAUUCUUGUUUAGCCUCCAUUUGUGCGCUCAUGCUGGUGAUCUUGAUCAAAAUAUUGAAAUCAAUUGGGGUAAUGACCAGGCCCAAAUGCUAAACUCUGGCCAGCUCCUUACUUUGUCUCUAGACAGAGCCUCCGGCUCUGGCUUUCAGUCUAAAAAUGAGUACCUUUUUGGAAAGUUUCAUAUGCAGCUGAAGCUUGUCCCAGGAAAUUCCGCAGGCACAGUCACCACAUACUAUUUACGCUCACAAGGAUCAACAAGCUGGGAAGAGAUUGACUUUGAGUUCCUGGGGAAUCUAAGUGGUGACCCUUACAUUCUUCACACCAAUAUCUACACACAAGGAAAUGGGAACAGAGAGCAGCAAUUCUACCUCUGGUUUGACCCCACUGCAGAUUUUCACACCUAUUCCAUUCUCUGGAAUCCCCAAUUCAUCAUUUUCUAUGUGGAUGACAUUCCCAUCAGAGAGUACAAGAACUCUGUGUCAAUUGACAUCCCUUUUCCGACGAAGGAACCGAUGAGGAUACAUGGUAGCCUCUGGGACGGCGAGGGUUGGGCUACGAGGGGUGGUUCGGUGAAGACAAAUUGGACAGAAGCUCCAUUCACUGCAUCUUAUAGGAACUUCAGUGCCAAUGCUUGUGUUUGGUCUUCAGGUGCAUCUCCUUGCGCAGUUAAUUCUUCUGAUGCAACAUGGAUGACACAAGUGUUGGAUCCCAAAGAAGUGGAGAAGCUCAAGUGGGUGGUGAGGAAUCACAUGAUCUAUGACUACUGUGCUGACUCCAAGCGCUUCCCUGAUGGGUUUCCACCUGAAUGUGCAGUCACUGUCAUUAAGGAGUGAUUAACUGAUAUAACAAACAAAAUAUUUAUAUGAUUAUGCAUAAAAUUGACAUACAAGUUUAAAUUAAGUCUAUUUAAAUCAAUGUAUUUGGUAUUCAUGACUUAGAAAAAGAGUGGAGUUA